AUGUUAAUGCCUCAAGUUCCUACACAAUUAUUAACCAUUCACCAAACGGGUCAACCAGUUCCAACGUCGGCAUCACCAGCUCUAUCGCCAUUAAACUCAACGUCACCACCGUCAACUCAAACUGAUCCAUCGUUGGCAGAUAAUCCAGAGUAUUUAUCACAAUUAUUGAAAGAUAAAAGACAAUUAGCUGCGGUGCCUAAUAUGUUUAUGCAUAUUGAAAGGUUACUUGAUCAAGAAAUCAAUAAAGUUCGAGUGAAUCUAUUUAAUUUGAGUACUCGUCCAAAAAUGGAAUUACCUGAACCAAAUGGAGAAAAGAAAAUUUUUCAAGAAAAAGUAUUUAUUCCGGUGCAACAACAUCCUGAAUUCAAUUUCGUUGGCCGUAUUUUGGGUCCACGAGGAAUGACAGCAAAACAACUAGAGGCAGAUACUGGUUGUAAAAUAAUGGUUCGUGGUCGUGGAUCAAUGAGAGAUAAGCAAAAAGAAGAUCAAAAUCGAGGCAAAGCUAAUUGGGAACAUUUAGAUGAAGAACUUCAUGUAUUAAUACAAUGUGAAGAUCAUGAAAAUCGUGCAUUAGUUAAAUUAGAACGUGCUAAAGAAGAAAUUAUGAAACUAUUAAAACCAGCGGCUGAAGGCGAAGAUGAUUUAAAAAAGAAACAACUAAUGGAAUUAGCUAUUAUUAAUGGUACAUAUCGCGAACCGAAUCUAUUUCAAAAAAAACUACAACAAUUGCAAUUUCCAAAUAAUCGAAUGCCAAUAGGUGCACCAUUGAUAUUAACACCGCGUAUGCAACAAAAUCUUCUGGCUGCGCAACUUCAAUCAGGUGGAGGACCGACUAUGUUCACGACAACUGGUUCUCCAAAUCAACAAACAUUAACGGCCCUUCCACAAGGUUCACUUAUUCAAACGACAUCAGCCAAUGGUGAACCGAAUUUCGUUCAAGUAUUCGGUCCAUUACAAACGCUUGAUCAAAUGGGAGGAAUGCUUGCUGGUGGUACACAUUUAUUUGAAUAUCCAACACAUCUCGAUCCAAAUCAAGCAGCAUUUCCGUUUCUGACCGGUCCAGCAGUCAAUAACCAAGCAGGUGUAGCUACUAGAACAUCAAACAACAAUGCUGCAGGAAACGUCACACAAGGAGCAGCUGCUUCUUCUGCCUCUGCUCGUUAUCAACCUUACACAAUUCAAGCACCUCGUUUAAAUCGAACUUAA
Molecule: messenger RNA, 1206 nt
Organism: Rotaria socialis
Lineage: Eukaryota; Metazoa; Rotifera; Eurotatoria; Philodinida; Philodinidae
Source: the annotation of a GenBank genome assembly